Molecule: messenger RNA, 803 nt
Organism: Spea bombifrons (plains spadefoot toad)
Lineage: Eukaryota; Metazoa; Chordata; Amphibia; Anura; Pelobatidae
Product: endothelin-2-like
Exons: 4
Coding region: 33-578 (181 amino acids)
Biological process (GO): regulation of systemic arterial blood pressure by endothelin; intracellular calcium ion homeostasis; regulation of vasoconstriction
Cellular component (GO): extracellular region
Molecular function (GO): hormone activity; endothelin B receptor binding
Source: RefSeq, a predicted model, not a curated record
UCUACAGACCUUUUGAUUGUGGUUUAAUCAGUAUGAAUACUUUAGGAAAUAGGUUUUCUGCCCUGUAUAGAUUAAAAGAUACUAAGUACAUUAACUCUGCAGUUACACAGGUCUCCUCCUUCCCAGGGGUAUCUUCUCUUCCAUCAAAAUACCAGCACACACGCAGUAAGAGAUGUUCCUGUAAUAGCUGGAAGGACAAAGAGUGUGUAUACUUCUGUCACCUGGAUAUUAUUUGGGUGAACACUGGAGGACAAACUGUACCAUAUGGAUUAGGGAGACCACCAAUACGCAGAAAAAGGGGGACACCACCACGUUGUCAGUGUGAGGACGUAAAAGAUAAGAGAUGUGCCAUCUUCUGUCAACCUGAAUCAAGGGACACCGCUGACGAUAAAUCAGGAGAGCAGACUUGGCUGCAAAGAAAAAACUUCCUAAAAGUAAAGAAAUCUCAAGUUCAACUCUUGUAUAUUCUUCGUGAUGCUAUAGCACAUAAUAUAGGCGUUGCUCACUCUCGUCAAAGUUCUUCAAGUACCUUCCCUUCUGUGUCUUUGGACUUUGUGACCUGGAAGAAGAAGAGAUAAAAAGUGAUGAUCAUACUAGUGUUGAUGAGAGAUCAGUCACCCUACGACUUCAACUCCUGCAGUGCGAAGGAAGCAUUCUUUCAUGGAAGACCAUCUCAGGCUGUUCAGCCAUUUUGAGAAGAGUAAUGGUUUCCUUGACCUUACAAAGGCAGGGUAGCUAUACAAUGGUGGACACAACCAUGACUACAUAUCCGUUCCCUUAGAGUUCUCUUACAGGUAGCUUUA